CUGUGAUUGGCUAGCCUUCCUGCGGCUGCUGAUGUGUUGUUCGGAAUUUAGCAACUCUUCUCCGGCUGAUUCAAACCGAGUAUUUCGGUGCUGUUUUGUAGUUUCAUCGAGUGAAAACAAUGCCUUACUAUCAGACUUGGGAGGAGUUCGCUCGGGCAGCAGAAAAGCUGUACCUGGCGGAUCCAAUGAAGGUCAGGGUGGUCCUGAAGUACAGGCAUUGCGACGGUAACCUCUGCAUCAAAGUCACAGACAACGCCGUGUGUCUACAGUACAAGACAGACCAGGCUCAGGAUGUGAAGAAGAUCGAGAAGCUCCAUGGAAAACUGAUGAGACUCAUGGUGUCCAAGGAGACCCACAGUGGCUCCAUGGAGACGGACUAACACGCCCUUGAUGCACUUUGCUUUUGGAACGCCGGGACUAAUUUCAGAGAACUUGUUUGUUGUUUAGAGCACAGAGGCACCAGUGGAGGAGACUGAGAGACAUCAGUCACUGAGAGGGGAUGUGGAGGGAAUAAUCUGAUAGGCUACACUGAUGGAAUAAUGUCAGAGGAGAGAUUAAUAUUCAGUCUAUGUAUUUUUUUUCUGAGGAUUUUGUUUUAUCCCAUCUCAGUACAUUAAAUACUAUCAGAUUUUGUUUUCAGACAUUCUAAACACACAUCUGAUGGUAUUAGUGGAACCCAGUGUAGCCUGUUGAGAUGGUUAAGGAACUAGAAGACAAUGGGARAAAAAAUAUCUACUUUAGAGGAGGUUACAUUUCUUUUCUGCUUUCAUGGGGGUAGAUUUUUGUCUAUGCCUCUAUGACUGCAUUUUGAUGCUGUAUUUGAUUUCAUUUAGCAUUUUCCUUAUCUGCUUGUGCUCAUACAAAGCCGUUUCCUCCGUAAGUGAGGAAGAAUCCAGUUUUUACAGCGAAAUCUCCACAUCUGCGAAAGCCAGAGCGAUUUCAAUAAAUGUUUAUUUUCUCUGGUACAACCAACA
Poecilia reticulata (guppy) is the source of this 974-nucleotide messenger RNA. RefSeq names its product signal recognition particle 9 (gene srp9). The record is from RefSeq and is a predicted model, not a curated record. Gene Ontology annotation, cellular component: signal recognition particle, endoplasmic reticulum targeting. Lineage: Eukaryota; Metazoa; Chordata; Actinopteri; Cyprinodontiformes; Poeciliidae. Gene Ontology annotation, molecular function: 7S RNA binding. Gene Ontology annotation, biological process: SRP-dependent cotranslational protein targeting to membrane; negative regulation of translational elongation.